This is a messenger RNA of Periconia digitata, 453 nucleotides long. The record is from the annotation of a GenBank genome assembly. NCBI's taxonomy places the organism in Eukaryota, Fungi, Ascomycota, Dothideomycetes, Pleosporales, Periconiaceae.
AUGGGUGUGCCCUUCGAAGCCUUGCUGCCGUAUGGCAUUAUGCUCGGCAUGUUCACCUUUAGCAGCUUUGCUGUUGGAUCGCUCAAAGAGAUGCAGAACGGAGGAAAGAAGACCAGGCGCGGACUCGAUGUGUGGGAUAGGCAAAUGAUGCAGCGCGACCGCCGACUUACUGGAUGGGCGCGUGGACAGACCGAUCUGCCCGAGGCACCACCAGGCUUCGAGUUGAACAACCCAUGGAGGGUAAGUGCGAGACAUGGAAUGGGUUGUGGGCACGCACAGCUAAUACAAGAUGCAGUUGGAGAAGCGCUUCGUCUAGAUACCACCCACAUGUACAAUCCAAUUUGCCCUCACCCCCAUGUAUACGAUACUCCAUACCACAGACCGAUUCCAGCCCAAGCCAAUCAAUUCAAUAUUUAUCUUGUUCUACUUGAUAUUGCAAGGGAAGCAUCGUGA